CCCGCGAUUGAGUGACAUAUCAAUUUAACAGAAACGAUAUCCGUUAUGCUAAUCCAGCAUAUGGUCGUUCUGGUCGUCAACACCUCUGGCUCUGCAGUCCGCGAUGGCCGAGCUUCUGGUGAAUGUGCCACAGAUGCAGCGCGAUCUGCAGCGUGCGCGUGAAGACAACGCGUAUCUGCGCACACUGUUGAGGCAGAUGAACAUUGACGACGUCGGAGCGCCGCCGGAACAACAAAAUCUUCACAAAAAUCCCCGUUCCAAAGAACUAGACGACAACGAAGACUUCGACAACGCCUUAGCGCGACGGCAGGCGCGUCUGGACACUGCUGCUAGCACCAACGAGGCUUCAUCCACUGUCUUGGAGCUUAAAAGCGCCAACGACCGCGUAGCCCAGCUGGAACGGCAGCUUCUGGACGCUGAGGAGACUAUCUGCCACCUCAAGGCCGAGAAACUCGCCGCGUUAAGAGACGUCGAGCGCCUCAUCGCCACAACGACCGACAGAGAACAACGAUCACCCAAUAAGAACGACAGUGAACAACAGCGCAAAUUAGUACUGGAACUGGAGACGCGAUUAGCUGAGCAGAAGCAGGCCCACACUCUCGAGCAGGAUCAGCGCAUGGCUGUAAUCCGAGACCAGGAGCUCGAGCUUAAGACACUGCGUGACCAGCUAGAAGAGAAGACAAAGCAGUACAAGGAACUGCAACAAAGACACAUGGACCUGCUGGAGAUGGAUGACCAGGCAGCGACGAUGAAGCAGCGAGUUACUAGCGGUGUAAGUCAGUUCAGCAUCUACGGAGAAGAGAGCGAUGACGACGACGAAUCCAAGGUAACCAAGCCACAGAAGGACGUCCCUGGACGAGCGAGAGCGCCAGCUGAUGCGGAUUCCGUGAAUCCAAAGUGGCACGAAGAGCUGGUGCGUCAUCCAACGCCCCACUUCGAUCUCGAGUCGCCAGAAGUGGCCUACAUUCUCCGAGCGUGGACGAAUAACAUUAAAAAGAUGCGCUACUUGCGUCGCUGGCUCAUCCAGGUGGUUAAAACCAAAGGCCCGCUGCCUGAGGACUUCCCUAUGGGCGUGGAGCUGCCUCGACUGCCGCCUGAGGUGCGUGACGGCUUCCUAACACUCGUACUGCCGCUGCUCCGCCAACAAACCGAACGGGAAAUCCUCGCACAUUCCCGUCGAUACAAUGACGGCGUUCAUACCGACCUGCGUUUCCGUCUUGUACCGCGUGAAUAACUUAACCAAAGAGGUAAAUAACCUUAACUGUUAUGUCAUUUACCGCAACUGUAGAUUACAGUAUUCUCGUGUGAUCUCGUCGAUAACGCUUGCUAUCUGAGUCUGCAGUCGAUCCACCUCUUCCUUCGUCGCCAAGUGUAUCUGUUUAGUGUAGUUCUUUACGUGACUAGUGUUUGAAUCCUCCCACGAUCGCUGAGAGCGGAGAAAUAGCUUCUGAGGAUCAAAGAGCUCUCGUGUCUGCACCUCAUGAGUAAAAUUCUCCACUUUCGUCUCCAUCUGCUGAAGCCGAGAACGAGAUUUCUGCC
This is a messenger RNA of Phytophthora nicotianae INRA-310, 1539 nucleotides long. RefSeq lists its product as hypothetical. Lineage: Eukaryota; Oomycota; Peronosporomycetes; Peronosporales; Peronosporaceae. The transcript has a single exon. The coding region runs from base 104 to 1234 and encodes 376 amino acids. The record is from RefSeq and is a predicted model, not a curated record.